Messenger RNA from Postia placenta MAD-698-R-SB12, 813 nucleotides. RefSeq lists its product as hypothetical. Lineage: Eukaryota; Fungi; Basidiomycota; Agaricomycetes; Polyporales; Adustoporiaceae. The transcript is spliced from 2 exons. Bases 1 to 813 code for a protein of 270 amino acids. The record is from RefSeq and is a predicted model, not a curated record.
AUGAAGGACGGCACGCGCCCCACCUCGACGACGACCGUCAUUCUCCCCCGCCAUCUCUCGCGCCCCACCUUCAAGCCCGUGCCGCACAGCCGGGUCGCAUCGAUCGAGCCGCAGCUGGCGGACCUCCCGAUCGAAUACAUCCAGGACAAGUUGGCGGAGCUGGGCCCUGACAUGGUGAAGGUCCUCACCAGCGUCGAGGCGUCGACCAGCACGAACACGCUCCCGCGCGAGCUCUCCAUCCUCGUACAAGACCUCGCGAGCGACCUCCCUACACACAUGCUCGCGGUCUAUUCGCGCCAGCCGACCGGCGGCCGUCGCCGCGUCACGAUGUACCCCACGCACUCGAUCGUGUGGGCCGCGAACUGCGCAACGCUCCCGCCUCUCCCGUCCUCACAUCCCAGCGCGCCCGACGCCUCGCCCUCCGCGCGCAUCACCGUCCCCGUCGUCCCGCUCUGCCUGCCCGAUCCCGCGUCCUUCCCGCACCUGUCCUCAUAUAUCUACGCAAAGCGCGUGGACGUGCUCCUCGCCGCCCUCUUCCCCUCGGCGCCGCCCUCCAACCUGCAGGGCAAGGACGCAGCGACCGAGUUCGCGUGGGCACUCGCGCGGGAACACAACACGGCCGCGCUCGUCGACGCGAUGACGAAGGUCCGCGGGUUGUGGCUCAAUGUCUGCGCCCUGGGCAUCUUCGACGACGGCAUGUGGGUCGCCAUCGAUCUCGCAUGGGAGGUGCUCGUCAAUGCCCUCUCGAUCAGCGUCGGCGCGCCCCUCGCCACCGCCUCGCAGGCGGAUGCGCCUUUACGGGCGCAGUUAUGA